Messenger RNA from Lynx canadensis (Canada lynx), 3493 nucleotides. RefSeq names its product glutamate metabotropic receptor 3 (gene GRM3). The record is from RefSeq and is a predicted model, not a curated record. NCBI's taxonomy places the organism in Eukaryota, Metazoa, Chordata, Mammalia, Carnivora, Felidae. The transcript is spliced from 6 exons. Gene Ontology annotation, cellular component: membrane. Gene Ontology annotation, molecular function: group II metabotropic glutamate receptor activity. Gene Ontology annotation, biological process: G protein-coupled glutamate receptor signaling pathway; regulation of synaptic transmission, glutamatergic. The coding region runs from base 376 to 3015 and encodes 879 amino acids.
AGGGGGCGGGGGCAGGGGGCACUGUGACAGGAAGCGGCGCGCACAAGUUGGCCAUUUCGAGGGCAAAAUAAGUUCUUCCUCGGAUUUGGAAAGGACAAAGCCAGCGAGCGAGCUACCUCUUUUGUGUCGGAUGAGGAGGACCAACCAUGAGCCAGAGCCCGGGUGCAAGCUCAGUCGCCGCCGCUGCCACCGCGGUCAGCUCCAGUCCCCGCCAGGAGUUGUCGGUGAGAGGAAUUUGGUAACAGGCUCUGUUAGUCUGUUCCUCCCUUAUUUGAAGGACAGGCCAAAGAUCCAGUUUGGAAAUGAGAGAGGAGGACUAGCGGGCAACAUUGGCUUCAUCCAUUGAUAUCUCCCGGAGGUACAGAAGCAGGAUUCAUGAAGAUGUUGACAAGACUCCAAGUUCUCAUGUUAGCUUUGUUUUCAAAGGGAUUUUUACUCUCUUUAGGGGACCAUAACUUUCUGAGGAGGGAAAUUAAAAUAGAAGGUGACCUUGUUUUAGGGGGUCUGUUUCCUAUUAAUGAAAAAGGCACUGGAACUGAGGAAUGUGGGCGAAUCAAUGAGGACCGAGGGAUCCAACGCCUGGAAGCCAUGUUGUUUGCUAUUGAUGAAAUCAACAAAGACAAUUACUUGCUACCAGGAGUGAAGUUGGGUGUGCACAUUUUGGAUACAUGCUCAAGGGAUACCUAUGCAUUAGAGCAAUCACUGGAAUUUGUCAGGGCAUCUUUGACUAAAGUGGAUGAAGCUGAGUAUAUGUGUCCUGAUGGAUCCUAUGCCAUCCAAGAGAAUAUCCCACUGCUCAUUGCAGGGGUCAUCGGCGGCUCAUACAGCAGUGUUUCCAUACAGGUGGCAAACCUGCUAAGGCUCUUCCAGAUCCCUCAGAUAAGCUACGCGUCCACCAGCGCCAAACUCAGCGACAAGUCGCGCUAUGAUUACUUUGCCAGGACCGUGCCCCCGGACUUCUACCAGGCCAAAGCCAUGGCCGAGAUCCUGCGUUUCUUCAACUGGACCUACGUGUCCACCGUGGCCUCGGAGGGCGACUACGGGGAGACGGGCAUCGAGGCCUUCGAGCAGGAAGCCCGCCAGCGCAACAUCUGCAUCGCCACGGCGGAGAAGGUGGGUCGCUCCAACAUCCGCAAGUCCUACGACAGCGUGAUCCGCGAGCUGCUGCAGAAGCCCAACGCGCGCGUCGUGGUCCUCUUCAUGCGCAGCGACGACUCGCGCGAGCUCAUCGCCGCCGCCAGCCGCGCCAACGCCUCCUUCACCUGGGUGGCCAGCGACGGCUGGGGCGCGCAGGAGAGCAUCGUCAAGGGCAGCGAGCACGUGGCCUACGGCGCCAUCACGCUGGAGCUCGCCUCGCACCCCGUCCGCCAGUUCGACCGCUACUUCCAGAGCCUCAACCCCUACAACAACCACCGCAACCCCUGGUUCCGGGACUUCUGGGAGCAGAAGUUCCAGUGCAGCCUCCAGAACAAGCGGAACCACCGGCGCGCGUGCGACAAGCACCUGGCCAUCGACAGCAGCAACUACGAGCAAGAGUCCAAGAUCAUGUUUGUGGUGAACGCGGUGUAUGCCAUGGCCCACGCCCUGCACAAAAUGCAGCGUACCCUGUGUCCCAACACCACCAAGCUGUGCGAUGCUAUGAAGAUCCUGGACGGGAAGAAGUUGUACAAGGACUAUUUGCUGAAAAUCAACUUCACAGCUCCAUUCAACCCAAAUAAAGGUGCCGAUAGCAUUGUCAAGUUUGACACUUUCGGAGAUGGAAUGGGACGAUACAACGUGUUCAAUUUCCAGUACGUGGGUGGCAAGUAUUCCUACUUGAAGGUUGGUCACUGGGCAGAAACCUUAUCACUAGAUGUUGACUCUAUCCACUGGUCCCGGAACUCGGUCCCCACUUCCCAGUGCAGUGACCCCUGUGCCCCCAAUGAAAUGAAGAACAUGCAACCAGGGGAUGUCUGCUGCUGGAUCUGUAUCCCCUGUGAGCCCUACGAAUACCUGGCUGACGAGUUUACCUGUAUGGAUUGCGGCCUCGGGCAGUGGCCCACUGCAGACCUGUCUGCCUGCUUUAAUCUCCCCGAGGACUACAUCAGGUGGGAAGAUGCCUGGGCCAUUGGUCCAGUGACCAUCGCCUGCCUGGGCUUUAUGUGUACAUGCAUAGUUGUGACUGUUUUCAUCAAGCACAACAACACACCCUUGGUCAAAGCAUCAGGCCGGGAGCUCUGCUAUAUCUUGUUGUUUGGGGUUGGUCUGUCCUAUUGCAUGACAUUCUUCUUCAUUGCCAAGCCAUCACCAGUCAUCUGUGCUUUGCGUCGACUAGGGCUGGGGACCUCCUUUGCUGUCUGUUACUCAGCCCUGCUGACCAAGACAAACUGCAUCGCCCGCAUCUUUGAUGGGGUAAAGAAUGGAGCUCAGAGGCCAAAAUUCAUCAGCCCGAGUUCUCAGGUUUUCAUCUGCCUGGGUCUGAUACUGGUGCAAAUUGUGGUGGUGUCUGUGUGGCUGAUCCUGGAAGCUCCGGGCACCAGGCGCUACACCCUUCCAGAGAAGCGGGAGACAGUCAUCUUAAAAUGCAAUGUCAGAGAUUCCAGCAUGUUGAUCUCACUCACCUACGAUGUGGUCCUGGUGAUCUUAUGCACUGUGUAUGCCUUCAAAACUCGGAAGUGCCCAGAAAAUUUCAACGAAGCCAAGUUCAUUGGUUUUACCAUGUAUACCACGUGCAUCAUCUGGCUUGCCUUCCUCCCUAUAUUUUAUGUGACAUCAAGUGAUUACAGAGUGCAGACAACAACCAUGUGCAUCUCUGUUAGCCUGAGUGGCUUCGUGGUCCUGGGCUGUUUGUUUGCACCCAAGGUGCACAUCAUCCUGUUCCAACCCCAAAAGAAUGUGGUCACACACAGACUGCACCUCAACAGGUUCAGUGUCAGCGGAACGGGGACCACAUAUUCUCAGUCCUCUGCAAGCACGUACGUCCCCACGGUGUGCAAUGGGCGGGAAGUUCUCGACGCCACCACCUCAUCUCUGUGAUUGUGAAUUGCAGUUCAGUUUUCGUGUUUUUAGACUGUUAGACACAAGUGCUCACGUGCAGCUCCAGAAUAUGGAAACAGAGCAAAAGAACCCUAGUACCUUUUUUUUAGAAACAGUACAAUAAAUUAUUUUUGAGGACUGUACAGUAUAUAGUGAUGUGCUAGAACUUUUUAGGCUGAUUUUAGUGCCCCUAUUAUUAAUGAUUCCCCCAAAUGUGGAAAUAACCAUUGUUUACAGAGCUGAGCAUUGGUGACAGGGUCUGACAGGGUCAGUCUAAAAAAUAUGGUGGCAAUAUUAGGUAACUUUUUUUCCUAUGAAGUUUUUUGUAGGUCCUUGUUGUAACUAAUUUAGGAUGAGUUUCUAUGUUGUAUAUUAAAGUUACAUUAUGUGUAACAGAUUGUUUUUCUCAGCACAAAAUAAAAAAGCAUCUGUAUUAAUGUAAAAAUAUUGAGAAUAAAACCUUCAAGGUUUUCCAGCA